Messenger RNA from Phalacrocorax carbo (great cormorant), 3981 nucleotides. NCBI's taxonomy places the organism in Eukaryota, Metazoa, Chordata, Aves, Suliformes, Phalacrocoracidae. The record is from RefSeq and is a predicted model, not a curated record.
GUCCUAUGUUCUGAUGAAUCCUGGAGACCCUUCUACAGAUGGCCUUAAAGCCGCCCGACCCACCGCAGCGGUGAAAGGCACAGCGAAACGAAGGCUUCCCCGCGGGUGCCGGCGGAGCAGCGCCCCGGCAGCCCCUCCGGCGGCUGUGCCGCGAACCAGGCGCCUCCGCACGCGGCCGGACAGGAGAGGUGCAGGCAGGCGGACACCGCCAGAGGAUGUGAGCGUCCGGGGGCGGGGCGCGCGGCCCGGCGAAGGGGCGGCGGCGGCUGCUGCGAUCCGCUGGGCGGGGCCGCCCCCGGGGCAGGCGCACGGCACCGCCUCAGCACCGCCCCCUCAGUGGGGACUGGCGGGGGCGGGUGCAGCGCCUGGCCCCGCCCCGCCCGCCGCCGCAGCAGCCAAUGGCGGAGCGUCCCGCUGGGCUCACCGUCCCACCCCACCCCGGCGAGUCCCCGGCAGGGGGCGCGCGGCGCCAUUGUGCGCGGUGCUGCGAAGGGCCGCGUGCGCGGAGGGAUCUGGCGGCCGAAAAAUGGAUGAUGAUGAUGAUGACAUUCCCCAGCUUUCAUCCCAUACAUUGGCGGCCCUCCAGGAGUUCUAUUUGGAACAGCAGCAGAGGGAGGGCAUGAAGACCUCCCAAGGGUUUAAUCAAUAUUCCAUUGGCUCAAUAGAAGAAGACUGGCAACUGAGCCAGUUUUGGUACAGCAAUGAAACUGCAUCCUGCCUGGCUAACGAAGCGGUUGUGGCGGCUGGAAAAGGUGGCAGGAUAGCUUGUGUUAGUGCACCAAGUGUGUACCAGAAACUGAAAGAACAGAAUGGUAAAGAUUUUUCGGUGUGUAUACUGGAGUAUGACAGAAGGUUUUCUGUAUAUGGAGAAGAAUUUAUCUUCUAUGAUUACAACCACCCUUUGAACUUACCUGAAAAUCUCCUGCCACACAGUUUUGACAUCGUAAUAGCAGAUCCACCCUAUCUGUCUGAGGAAUGUCUUCAAAAAACUGCCGAGACCAUCAAGUACUUAACAAAAGGAAAGAUUCUGCUUUGCACAGGUGCAAUCAUGGAGGAACAGGCAGCAAAGCAUCUUGGUGUGAAGAUAUGCAAGUUUAUUCCAAAACACUCACGGAACUUAGCCAAUGAAUUUCGAUGUUACGUGAACUAUUCUUCUGGACUGGACUGACUCUCAGAAGAUGAUCUACAUCUUUUUCAGUCAAGCUCCUUUCUGUUUUUUAUCAGAGACUCCGCAUUUCUCAAUGCUGAAAUAUUCAGCUCCAAGUACUGUUUUCUGGGCUAGCUUUAAUCAACACAGUGUGAUAGCCUCUCUCUUUUAAAUGUGUAAGCAUUUGCAGUUCCUGUGUUUUGUAUCUUUCCUGUUAGGUAAAUGGGGACCAAACAAUACAGGUGCUGGAUAAUGGGAACUUCUCUGUUUCAUUCUAUCUGGUAGUUUUUACGAUUCAAGGACUCUUCAGUGACCUCUCUGAAGUGAUUUUAGCAGGUGGGCCUAUAACACCACAUACGUGCUUGACUCACAGCCACAAGAAUCGUCAUUGCAUCAGAACUGAUGACUUGGUAGCUAGCAGAUGGUUGGAAGAGCAUGAAUAGAGGUCUCCUCUCUUCAUCGUGGGAGAUGGUCCCUUAGUAAAAGGAUUGAGGGAUGUUUGUUCUGAACAUGUCAUCUGUUUUCAUGUUCAUUAUCCAGCAGGCUGAUGUUUUUAUAAAGGACAACUAGGAGAGAAAAAAGGUCUCUUUCUGCGGAGGCCUCUCCAGUUGCUUUUAGUAACGAUCAGAACUACCCACCAGUUGCCAAGUAAGAUAAGACCUACUAUCCUCUGUUGUUGCCAGACUGGCUUUUUAAAAACUUGUGGUUAUUAUUCCACCUUUUCUCUAAAGCCUCAUCACAAACCCAGGCUUUCUUUCUGUAGAAGAUAAGAUCUAUUUUGUCAUCACUUACCACCACAUAAACUUGUGUGUGUGUGCGCACGCUGUACUAGAGAAAAAGUAAUGUAAGUUGUUAAACAUCUCUCUGCAGAAGUACGGUGCAUCUAUUUUGCAAUGUUUAUGUGUUUGUGCCACAGAAAGUCAUGAGCUUUUUAAAACACAACUAGGCUGUUCUAUUUACUAGUUAAGCUAAUCUGCAGAGGUGGCACAAACCUGAUGUCUCCUUGAAAACAGCACAACAAGUGUUUCCCCAUUAGAGAGCUUUGUUUUCAUUAAGAAUCCUAUGCAUUAGUCAGGCCAAAUCACCUGGAAUAUGAAGCAAUUACUAAAGAAAAAUGCCACACAUAAGGCAGCCCUUGCACUAGUGCUUCACACUGUAGGUUCUCACUCUGAGUUACUGUUGGUUAUGAGAUAGAUACCUCUGUGGAAAUGUGACCCAUCCCUGUUAGUCUCUUAAAUUUUGAAUCAUAAUGGAUCUGAUUAAAUAUUGUGCCUGCUUUUUAGUAGGUUUCAUUAUCAAGCUAAAGGUGAUUUACAGGUGUGUCGAGUUUGUAGUUAUAAGAACAGUCCUUUUUAUUUUUUUCCAAUUGGCCAGUUUUAUCUUUGCCUCCUGUUCCACAGACAGCAGCAGAGCAGUAGAAUAGAAGCAUCUUAGAAAUCAUUUAAUCUUACAAGGCCACUGAGGAAUAACACCAUGUAUUGAUAAAAUGCCAGUGUUUCUAAGAGACAAAUUUUAUAUACAAGGUUUGGGAUAUAUUUCAAUCCAUUUCAGUCAAAGUAGAUGAUACAUCAAAAAAACUUUUGCUUUGGGAUAGUAGAGAUUUUUGGUAACUGGGUGUUUUUAAAGACAGUUUUGACUAACCUUUUCACUACACUACUAAUGUAUUUUUGGAUGAAAGCUGGUUCAUAAAUUCCAAGGCACUCAACAGUUUUAUCAGCUAUAAAUAUAUUAUACAAAACACAAGUACUUGUCUUUAUAUGCCAGAUUUAUAUGUUGGGAUUGUGUAAAAGGCUAACGGAAAUGCUGUAUCUACAAAAUGAAGCACCUAAGAUGAAAUACUAACAAAUUUAUUUUGCGGUGGGGAUAAACCUGAUUAAGGUCGUGAGACAAUACUUUUAAUAAGAUAAUACUCAUGUUUCUGUGCAUUUCUGCUGUUUGGAUACUGAUUUUCCUAUCUGGUGGGGUAAACAAAUGAGCAGGAAUAAUGUAGAAGGAAUAUAAUCCCCUCUCAGUGCUGAGAGAAUCAUGCUUCCUGAGCUGGACACACCACUGGUUCAUAAAUACCUGUCCAAGUCACUGUUGCUCUCUUCCCCCAUUUCCAAGAGUUGUUCACUUCCUAAGGCCUUCCCCUCGUCGCAUCUUGUAUCUAUUGCUUCCUCCCUCUCCUCCCCUCAUAUAGUGUUCCUGAGUUAAUUAUACCAGUUUUCUUUCUGUUGUACAUGCUUUGGUUUCUAUCAGACUGGUAGUAGGUAUUGUUAGGCAGAAGAAGAGCUCACAGGGAGAAUGGAGACCAGGCUCUUCUGACAGUCUCUGAGCCCAUGGCUGAUACAGUUUCGCCUUUCAAACCAGAAACCAUCUUUGCUGUGAGCCCAAUAAAGCCAGAAUCCCCCGAAAAUGACUGCCCCCAGGUGACAUACAGCUGGGUUUAGCUGUUUUCCAGGAGGCUACACCAUUACUUUUAUGUGGCCAGUUUCAAAAUAACCCAAACCAGAAUGUUAAAGGCCUAGGUACUGGCACAAAUCUAUACUUCACAACUGUAAACAGUUGUAUGUUUAUUACCUCAAUGUUUUGCACACCAAGCAGAUGGAGAGAAUGAAGUAACUCCUGAAACUUAUUUUUAACUGUGUAUAGGUUUCCAGUGGGACAGGCAUGAUUGUCAGAAGGGAUGAUAUUCUUCCCCCACCACCCACCUAAAUUAGAAUAUGCUCUUCAAAUACAAGCUUCACCUAUGUUGCUGCUUUGCUAUUAAUUCCUUCAGUUGUCUGUUUCAUUUUGGUAAAUGUGCAUUGUUGGACUCUCUGUAUCAGAAUUAAAAGACAAUUUUGCUAACUUCA